This is a messenger RNA of Protopolystoma xenopodis, 270 nucleotides long. The record is from the annotation of a GenBank genome assembly. NCBI's taxonomy places the organism in Eukaryota, Metazoa, Platyhelminthes, Monogenea, Polystomatidea, Polystomatidae.
AUGUCAAAAAGCCGCGGUCACCUCUUCACAGCAGUCGGUACUCAGAUUGACCUGAGCAUACACCGACCAUCAGAGGGACACAACCGGCCAAAGAUAAUUACGCGACAUUCGGCCCCAGAAGACCACCCCUUAUUUGCAUUGUCGCCGCCCAUAAAGUUGCUUGCGUCCAAUCUGAAUGUCCCUUGGCCCCCAAUCCACAGCACUACCUCCUGUCCUGCUCCUCUUAUGGAGACCAGUUUCGGCAUGCACACCAACCAGGGACAAACAUAA